Olea europaea var. sylvestris is the source of this 607-nucleotide messenger RNA. Its product is annotated as probable 2,3-bisphosphoglycerate-independent phosphoglycerate mutase. NCBI's taxonomy places the organism in Eukaryota, Viridiplantae, Streptophyta, Magnoliopsida, Lamiales, Oleaceae. Gene Ontology annotation, molecular function: metal ion binding. The record is from RefSeq and is a predicted model, not a curated record. The transcript has 2 exons. Bases 212 to 592 code for a protein of 126 amino acids.
UUAAUAUUAGAUUUUCCCCACUUUUUGCCUAAUGGGGACCAAAAACCUGUGUAAGAACAACGGUACUACUGUCAGCGAUUCAGCACAGAAUUUAGCACUCCAACCAAGGAACCGGAAACUGCAUUUCUUCCUCUUCUCUGCUUUUGGAUUCCAAAUACCAAUUCCAAGUUUUGUCAAAAUAAUCGCAGUUUUCUAGCUAUCAUACUGAAGAAUGGUUAAUUCUGAGAAACCAAAGAGAAGGGUGGCUUUUGUGCUGAUAGAUGGUUUGGGGGAUGUAUCACUGCCAAAAUUUGGUUAUAAAACCCCGUUGCAAGUAGCCAACACGCCUAAUUUGGAUGCGAUUGCUUCAGCUGGAAUAAAUGGUCUGAUGGAUCCCGUUGAAGUAGGCUUGGCCUGUGGAAGUGAUACUGCCCAUCUUUCCUUAUUGGGUUAUGACCCUAGGGUUUACUAUCGAGGUCGGGGUGCAUUUGAAUCAAUGGGUGCUGGACUGGCAAUGUCUCCAGGAGAUAUUGCAUUUAAAGUAUGUGGCCUCCCUUUCUCUCUUUCGUCAGUUUCUUCAAUCUGGUUUCUUAUUUUUUACAAUCUAGAUUGAAAUUCUUUGUUGCUG